This is a messenger RNA of Electrophorus electricus (electric eel), 4794 nucleotides long. The record is from RefSeq and is a predicted model, not a curated record. NCBI's taxonomy places the organism in Eukaryota, Metazoa, Chordata, Actinopteri, Gymnotiformes, Gymnotidae.
ACGACAUUGGACAGGUUCAUUUACAGCACUGUACAGCUAGAUAUAUAAUUAUCAGCUGAUGGUUGAGUAAAUACAAACCCAAUUCUGAACAAAAAGGUAUUUUUACUGAGUCACAGAAAAAAAAAGAAAUACAAAGAACACCGCAGAGUGACUGGAGCAAGUGUUCAGACACCUUCUCCGUCCAUCUGUCCCGUCCUUAUAAAUGUACUGUGGUUACGCUGCCUGGGAGGAAAAAGCCCGGCCCCCUUUCCUGUCCUUCUCCCCCAUCCCUUCCCUUCCCCAGCACCCGGCGGAGAGUGAGAGAGAGAGUCCCAACGAGGCCGGAGGCUCGGGGCCUCUUCAGCCUGUGGCCCUUGGGGCGCACCUCCGUGCAGACAGGGGAGACAAAGUAGAUCCGUGCCAAGCUGUGCUGGAGUGCCCGAGAGGCCUGGCGGAGGAGAGCUCUGCGGCCUUUGACCUGUCCGCCCGUGACAUGCCGUCGCUCGCCGACGAUGGAGAGGAUCAAGGGACGACCCCCGUGAACGUGCGGCCAGCACUGUCCAAUCAGAAUGGAGUGAAGAGGAAGGUCCGCACUAAGAAGAAGAAAGGCAUAAUCACUGCCAAUGUGGCAGGAACAAAAUAUGAGAUAGUUCGUAUAGUGAUUGGGGAGUUGGCUUUCCAUAAAACCAGAGACGAGGACGAGACAGCCAACCUCAUCUGGAGCGACUCUGCUGUGCAGCAUGAGAAAAUCGCUGAGCUCAGGAACUACCAGAGAAUUAACCAUUUCCCCGGAAUGGGGGAGAUCUGUCGAAAAGACUGUCUGGCAAGGAACAUGGCAAAGAUGAUUAAAAACCAACCUCAUGAAUACAGCUUCAUCCCCAAAACCUGGAUCUUCCCUGCCGAGUACACUCAAUUCCAGAACUACGCCAAGGAGCUGAGGCGCAAGCGCAAACAGAAGACAUUCAUUGUGAAGCCCGCCAACGGAGCCAUGGGUCACGGAAUAUCGUUGAUUCGGAAUUGCGAGAAGCUCCCAGCGCAAGACCACUUCAUCGUGCAGGAGUAUUUGGACAAGCCCUUCCUCAUGGAGGGCUACAAGUUCGACCUGCGGAUUUACAUCCUCGUCACCUCCUGUGAUCCCCUGAGGGUCUUCCUCUACAACGACGGCUUGGUGCGGAUGGGCACGGAGAAGUACCACACCCCCAGCGAGGCCAACCUGAAUCAGCUGUACAUGCACCUGACCAAUUACUCCGUGAACAAACACAAUGAGAACUUCGAGCGGGAUGAGACAGUGGACAAAGGCAGCAAGCGAUCCAUAAGCUGGUUCACCGAGUUCCUACGUAGUAAUGACUACGACGUCGCCAAAUUCUGGGGAGAUGUUUCUGAGCUGGUGGUGAAGACGCUGAUCGUGGCUGAGCCUCACGUCCUGCAUGCCUACCGCAUGUGCCGCCCGGGACAGCCACCAGGGAGCGACAGCGUCUGCUUCGAGGUCCUGGGCUUUGACAUCAUCCUGGACCGCAAGCUGAAGCCAUGGCUGCUGGAGAUUAAUCGAGCACCAAGUUUCGGCACCGAUCAGAAGAUCGAUUACGACGUGAAAGGGGUGUUGCUCAAUGCCCUGAAACUGUUGAACAUCAGAGCGAGCGACAAGCGGCGGAACCUGGCUCAGCAGAAGGCGGAGGCACAACGCCGCCUCUACGGCCACGGCUCUGUAAAGAAGCUCUCAGCCGGCUCCUCCGAGUGGGAGAAACAGCGCCUCACGCUGGAGCGGAGGAAAGAGGAGCUGAAGGAGAGGCUGGCCGAGGUUCGAAAGCAGAUCUCCAGGGAGGAGCAUGAAAAGCGGCACCUGGGGAACUACAGACGUAUUUACCCCCCAGAUGACAAGCUCCUGCUGGAGAAGUACGAGGGCCUUCUCUCGGUCGCCUUUCAGACGUUCCUGGCUGGGCGAGCAGCCUCACUUCAAAAGGAAAUGAAUAAUCCUCUGAAACGAAUGAAGGAAGAGGACAUCUUGGAUCUGCUGGAGCAGUGUGAGCUGGACGACGAGAAGCUGAUGGGAAAGACGUCGAGGCAGAGAGGGACGAAGGCCCUGUCCUCCAUGCCCGAGAGCGGCCCGGCGCCCAGGAGGCACCGCGACUACGGCGACACCUCGGGCAGCUGCGACGGCAGCAGCUCGUCGGGCUCGGAUGCCGGGGAGGAGGAGGAGGGCAGUGCCAGCGAGCUCCGUGGGAACGUGGCCUCCCUCCAGACAGAGGAGAGCAAGCGGAAGCCCUCAGAGCGCUCCAGUCGCGUGCACUGGAAGCCUUGCUCGACGCCGACGAAAGCAAGCUCACCAUCCUCGCUGGCUCUGUCGGGCCUCAUCCGCCGCUCCGUGUCCUGCCCGCGCUCCAUCUCCUCCCUGACCACCCAGCCCCCCUCCAAUGAGAACCGGGGGCCGGCAGCGAAGAGUUCACCGCAGGGGGGCGGGGCCAUGUCCCCAGGUGAGGCCCGUAAAUCGGGCAUGGCACCGGCGCCACUUCGGCCCCGCUCGUCCCUGCGCUCACACUCGCUCAGCCGCAGUGGCUCCGCCCACAGAGUGCCUCACAGCAGCAGCCUGGGCACCAUCCACUCCAACAUGGGAGAGUCCCUGCUGAACACAAGGACUAAGGAGCAGGAGGAGGAGCUAAUGCGGCAGACGCUGGUGGCGCUGGGGGAGAUGCGCAUCCGCUUCCCCGGUAAGAGCGAUGAGGAGGCAGAGGCCGUCCUGGACGAGAUUUUGAACAACUGGAAAUACCACAAACCAAAAGUGGCUUCUUACUGGCUUGUGAAGUUAGAUGCCACAAAACAAAGAAAGGUCCUAGACAUUGUCCGCACCAACGUUCGCUCGGCGCUUCAGAGGAUCUGGCGAGAGGCCGACGUCGACAGCCUGCGAUUGUCCCGCCUUUUUGCCCGCGUCUUCAACCGCCUGCUGUGGAGUCAUGGCCAAGGCCUGUGGAACUGUUUCUGUAGCUCUGGCAGGUCGUCCUGGGAGAACAUCUUCUGCAAGAGCGGCGAGGUGGUGACGGCUCACGAGCUGCAGUGCUGCCAGCGUCUGGUGCAGCUGUGCCGUGACUGCCUGCUCGUCGUAUAUAAGUACGUGGCCGACUCGCGCGGCUCGCUGGCUGGCCUCAGCCCCGACUGGGAUGACACCAGGUAUCUGCUGCCAGUGACCUCCCAGUUCGUCAUCAAGUGGCCUUCCUCAGGCUUUGGCCGUGGCGUCGCCUCCACACGCUCGCGCAGCCUCUUCGCCACCCGCAUGGGCCACUUCUGAUCGCCGCCAGCCCCCUUCGCUGCACGUGGGGAGACACAGAAAGGGACCAGAUACCGCCGCCCUCGACCCUCCCCCGCCACGCCCCCAUCCUCUCCUCCUCAAGGGACAUAUGAAAACGGAUUUACCGUCCCUUCCUGUUAGCUUGGGACUUGUUGGUGCAUCAGAUGCAGACGAUGAAUCUCCCCCAAGCUCAGUUUGUACCCUUUGGAUAUGCUGUAAAAUGGCUGUUUGCUCUACAGUUAUUUCUCUUAUUGAUACUGUAAAAUAUGAGCCAGCGUUAUGGAUUUAUGUCCGGGACUGCAGAUUAAUUUAAUCAAUAACAGUGAAUGCAUCAGUGAAAUGUAGAUGGAAUGGGAUUAGUGUGUUUGCCCUUUCUUAGAGAGACAAUUUAAAAUGCUAGUUUUUCAUUUUACACUGCUUAUGAUAUUUGCAAAUGUUUCAUGCCUUUUUGGCCUAAAAUUAAUUUUAUUAGGUUUUGCAUUAUGCAUCCUUUCAUCUUUGUUUCACUUUAUUUUAGCUUUGUGCAGUGUUGUCCAGGAAGCGGACACGCUGAAGAAGCAGGAGGAGGUGAAAACGUUUUAUUAUAGUGCUCUUCCUGAAAGGCCUCCAGUUCCAUGCAAGCCUUGUUUCCUGGUCACUCUGAAGAGACAUUUCAGCAUCCCUUGUUGUUCUGCAAGUUGGCUUUUUAGCCAUAAUAAUGAGCCAAACCCAACCACAGUGAAUGUUGUGUUUGAUAUGCAUCCCUGCAGAAAGUCAGCAGUCAACAGCAUUUGUUUGUGCAUGCCUAGAUAGUCCUUUAACCUUGUGCACUGUCUGCCGACAAAGAGGAAAUGACUGCAGAAAUACUUGAAUUUAUUUAUACUAUUUAUUUUAUUUAAAUGUGUUUAAGUUUACACACACUACUAAUUUAACAUUUUAAAACACAUUAUGACUUGUGUUAGUAUUAUUUGUGUUAGUUUUUAUGCAUUAAAGACUCUCAAGGGCAUGGAAAUAAGUCCUAAAAGUACUAACUGCAGAGCUUUGCUUUGUGUCUGAUUAGAAAAACUGAACUGCCACAUUAGUGUUUUAGAAGUUCUACCCUGUGUUUCUACAGCCUGUAAGCAAGUGCCAGUGCAGACUGUGGUGUGCCAACACUAAGCACAAUGUGUUAAUGGCUCUUUAAAUGAGGUUGCUUAUUAAUUUGAAUGCUCUGUAUGACAGUAGGUAGGUAAUGUUAGAACUGUAAUUUGAGGAAGCUCCUGAUAGUUUAUGUCCAGAUAGAAUGUGUCCUUGUAAAUGCUAAUCUUCCGGGUGGUUUUUGGCUCAGAAACAGUGUUCUCUGUCAUGCAGCAGUUCUUUUCUAAUGAAUAUGGCGAUAAUUCUAUGCUAGGAUUUUUUUCCUCCCAACCCCGUAGUGUCAUCUGACAAUGCCAAUUUGUUUCCUAUUUCUUCUUUUUUCCUUUCUUUUAUUUUUUGGCCUGGAUUUUCAUCCUGGGUAAUGAUUUUUAAGUUUAAUAGCAAUAAAUGACUGGUGAGUCUGUAUUGAUCUGUACUGA